Molecule: messenger RNA, 198 nt
Organism: Funneliformis geosporum
Lineage: Eukaryota; Fungi; Glomeromycota; Glomeromycetes; Glomerales; Glomeraceae
Source: the annotation of a GenBank genome assembly
ACUACCACAAUAUCUAAUGCUACCAUUUCACUUAUUUUACCAGAUGCUAAAAUUUCUUUUGCAAUUUUUAGCAGUAUAACUACGUCAGUUGAAAUUGGCUUAUUAGAUAUACUAGAUAAGCAAUUAUCACAUGUUUUACAUAUUUUAUUGGAAAUAUCUUCUGAUAAUGAAAGAUGUUGUGCAAUUAAUGAAUGCUGA